CGCAAGCGGCGUGCACGCACGGCCUGACGCCUGCACAGCUCGCCUAGCGAGUGCAUUCUUUCUAAUUCAGCGCGGGCUCGAGCCCAUACAACUCUGCACAGCAUAGAGAUGAAGUUCCGCCCCUGCAUCGACCUGCACCACGGCAAGGUCAAGCAGAUUGUUGGUGGGACGCUGCGAGACGACGAGGGCAGCGCACCCGCCGAGAACUUCGUGAGCGACCUGAGCGCGCAGCACUACGCGGAGAUGUACCGCCGCGACGGGCUGACGGGCGGCCACGUGAUCAAGCUCGGCCCGGGCAACGAGGAGGCCGCGCGCGCGGCGCUCGCGGCCUACCCGGGCGGCCUACAGGUCGGCGGCGGCGUGACGGCGGCGACCGCGGCCGAGUGGCUCGAGCGGGGCGCGUCGCACGUCAUCGUGACGUCGUGGCUCUUCGACGGGCCGGCGCUGUCGCGGAGUCGGCUCGACGAGCUCGUGGCCGUCGCGGGCCGCGAGCGCGUCGUCCUCGACCUGAGCUGCCGGAAGCGCGACGGCGACUACUUCGUCGUCACGGACCGGUGGCAGACGUUCACGGACCUUAAGGUGGACCGGGCGACGCUCGAGGACCUGGGGAGCUACUGCGCCGAGUUCCUCGUCCACGGCGUCGACGUCGAGGGCACGCGCGUCGGCAUCGACGACGCGCUCGUGACGCUCCUGGGCGACUGCUCGCCCGUGCCCGUGACGUACGCCGGCGGCGCGGCGGCGCUGGCCGACCUCGACCGCGUCAAGGCCCUCGGCCGGGGCCGCGUCGACCUGACGAUCGGCUCGGCGCUCGACGUGUUCGGCGGCGACAUCCCGUACGCCGACGUCCUCGCCUGGCAGGCGCGCGAGGACGCCUCUUAAUUAUUAACAGCUC
Pelagomonas calceolata is the source of this 892-nucleotide messenger RNA. Lineage: Eukaryota; Pelagophyceae; Pelagomonadales; Pelagomonadaceae. The record is from the annotation of a GenBank genome assembly.